UCAAUGGUACACACUACACACUGUACUCUGCGUAGAGUGGAGGUAGCACAUAUCAGACACCUCAGCCUCUGCAGCUGCAUGUCUCUUCAGACUUAAGAGGUAAGAAUAAGAUAGGAGUAUUCAAAGGUAAAGUGAAUCCCAUCCAAAGCACCACAGAACCAAAAACCAAAACCAAAUUCCAAACCCUUUUUGAGCAAAAAGCAAUAGAAAUCAAAGAAUCAAAAACAAGACCCCCAAAUCUUUCCCACAGUUCCAACCACAAGAACUACUUCUCAAAAACCUGCCAUGAUUUGAUCCCUCAACUCCACCCCAAAUGGGUUUUUCCUCAAAACCCUUUUCUCUUUUCCUUUAUUCUCUGAUUUUCCUUACCAAUUUGGAGCUUAUCCCACUUGCCAAAUCUGUUUCUAAUACAGAUUUAGUUUACAAGGGGUGUGCAAAGCAAGCCUUUUCAGAUCCAACUGGGGUUUACUCACAAACACUCUCAGCUCUCUUUAAUUCCCUUGUUUCACAGUCUUCAAAGGCCAGGUACUUCAAUACCACCUCUGGUACUGGCCAAACCACCAUCUCUGGUCUCUUCCAAUGCAGAGGAGACCUUAACAAUGCUGAGUGUUACAACUGUGUCAACAAACUGCCCCAAAUGGCUAACAGUCUCUGUGGCAAAACUGUAGCCGCUAGAGUCCAGCUCCUUGGCUGUUACCUUCUAUAUGAGGUUUCUGGGUUUGCUCAGAUUUCAGGGUAUGAAAUGCUCUACAAGACUUGUGGCUCAACCAACGUGGCUGGAGUUGGGUUUCAGGAGAGGAGGGACUCAGCUUUUACUGUGUUGGAAAAUGGGGUUGUCAGUGGCCAUGGCUUUUACACCACGAGCUAUCAAGAUGUGUAUAUGUUGGCUCAGUGUGAGGGGGAUUUGGGGGACACAGAUUGUGGGGAUUGUGUGAAGAGUUCUGUGCAGAGAGCUCAGGUUGAAUGUGGGAGCUCUAUUUCAGGCCAAGUCUAUCUGCAUAAGUGCUUUAUUAGUUAUAAUUACUAUCCAAAUGGGGUUCCUAGGAGAUCUUCUUCAUCCUCCUCAUCUUCCUCUUCAUCUUCAUCUUCAUCAGGGACAGGUGGAAAUACUGGAAAGACAGUGGCUAUAAUAUUAGGAGGGGCGGCAGGAGUUGGGUUUCUAGUUAUUUGCUUAUUAUUUACUAGAAAUUUGAUGAAGAAACGUGAUGAUGAUUUUUGAUAGGAGAAAGAUGAGCUUCAAUAGAAGCAAAAGUUCAUUUGAGAUGAUGAUGAUUAAUUGAUCAUUGAUGCUCCUCCUCCUUCAGAUUUCAGAGCUCCCUGCAUAUGAUGACAAUGGAUUUCACGCGGAAACACAAUUGGACAGACAGUUGUAUUGUAUACCAUGGCUUUUAUGGAUGUAGCAGUAGCAAUGAUUGGUCAAAGCUGUUAACGUGCACUAUUUCAGAAUGCCGCUAUGGGUCAAAUAUUCAAGCUGUGUACACACUCUAAGUUAGCUGUAUACACUACACAAGUACAAAAACAAUACAAUACAGUUCAUGCUGAAUCAACUCCUACGUACACAAAAUAUAUGUGGAUCCCAUUCUGUUCA
This is a messenger RNA of Quercus robur (English oak), 1588 nucleotides long. RefSeq names its product plasmodesmata-located protein 2-like. Gene Ontology annotation, cellular component: plasmodesma. Lineage: Eukaryota; Viridiplantae; Streptophyta; Magnoliopsida; Fagales; Fagaceae. The transcript has 4 exons. The record is from RefSeq and is a predicted model, not a curated record. Gene Ontology annotation, biological process: transport of virus in multicellular host; plasmodesmata-mediated intercellular transport. Bases 314 to 1219 code for a protein of 301 amino acids.